Molecule: messenger RNA, 1305 nt
Organism: Euleptes europaea (tarantolino)
Lineage: Eukaryota; Metazoa; Chordata; Lepidosauria; Squamata; Sphaerodactylidae
Gene: NEMP1
Product: nuclear envelope integral membrane protein 1
Exons: 9
Coding region: 1-1305 (434 amino acids)
Cellular component (GO): nuclear envelope
Source: RefSeq, a predicted model, not a curated record
AUGGCGGGAGGGAUGAAGCCCGACUCGCGGCGGUGUCGUCUCCUGCUGGAGGCCGCCGUUGUUUUGGUGCUGCUUUGGGACGCAGACGGGCAAGUAACUCAACUUAAAGAUCACCGCAUGUGCACAAAGAACUCCCCUGAGCAGUUUUGCUACGCAAACACCGUGAUCCCCAAAUGGCACGACAUAUGGACCAGAAUUCAGAUCCGAAUAAACAGCACCAAGAUGAUCCGCAUCACCCAAGUUGAAAACGAGGAGAAGCUCAAAGAACUGGAGGAGUUUAACGUGUGGAAUUACAUUGGCUCCUUCUUCAAAGAGAAGCUCAACGACACCUACAUUAGCAUAGGGCUGUACAGUAGUAAAACCUGCUUGAAAGUUGACCUUCUUGAACAAAACACCAAUUACAGCAUCGUCAUUGCUCGCGCAUUUGAUCCCAAGCUCUUCCUGGUUUCGUUUCUGGGCCUCCUGCUGUUCUUCUGUGGUGACUUGAUGAGCAGGAGCUCGCUCUUUUUCUAUUCAGCUGGAAUAAGCAUCGGCAUGCUCAGUUCGCUGCUCGUCCUCAUCUAUGUCAUGUCUAGAAUGGUGCCCAAGAAAAGUCCCGUGUACCUCUUGCUAGUAGGAGGCUGGUCUUUUUCAGUUUACCUCAUCCAGCUGGUCUUCAGGAACCUGCAAGAGAUUUGUAAACUAUACUGGGAGUAUCUGCUGGGCUACAUGGUCAUCGUGGGGUGUCUCAGCUUCGCCGUCUGCUACAGGCACGGCCCCUUGGAGAACGAGCGCAGCAUCAACCUCCUCACGUGGGGCCUUCAGCUGCUGGGGCUGCUGCUGCUAUACUGCGGCAUCCAGAUCCGGCAGAUCGCCGUCGCUUUGAUCGCCAUCGCCAUCUGCACUAAAAACCUGGAGUACCCGGUCAUGUGGGCCUAUGCUGUCUACAGGAAGGUGCGCACCGCCUCAGACAAGCCCAGCCCGCCGCGCCUACUAACCGAGGAGGAGUACCGCCUGCAGGGGGAGGUGGAGACGCAGAGGGCCCUGGCGGAGUUGCGGGAGUACUGCAACAGCCCGGAAUUCUCUGCCUGGAAAGCAGUCUCCCGCAUCCAGUCUCCAAAGAGGUUUGCUGACUUUGUGGAAGGUUCCUCGCAUCUUACCCCGAACGAGGUCUCCGUCCACGAACAGGAAUACGGGCUGGGAGGUUCUUUCCUGGAAGACCAGCUCUUCGAAGAGGAAGGGAUGGACGAUGACAGCUUUGAUGGGGACAAUGGCAUGGACACCUCCCUUCCCCAGAACCACUUGGCAUUCCUGCAGAUGGAUUGA